This is a messenger RNA of Centruroides sculpturatus (bark scorpion), 980 nucleotides long. RefSeq names its product zinc finger protein 429-like. Gene Ontology annotation, cellular component: nucleus. Lineage: Eukaryota; Metazoa; Arthropoda; Arachnida; Scorpiones; Buthidae. The transcript is spliced from 5 exons. The record is from RefSeq and is a predicted model, not a curated record. The coding region runs from base 92 to 835 and encodes 247 amino acids.
CGAAAUUUUACAUUAUUGUAGUGCAUUCUUGGUGUUUCAUCUUUUCUAAAUUUAUAAAGUAAAUUUAAAUUUUAAAUUAUUAAUUUUUUAAAUGCAACCAGGAAAGGACGAAAAGAAGAAACAUGAAUGCACUGAAUGUAAAAGAACAUUUUCAACGAAAUCGCGCUUAGAUACGCACCUGAACACUCAUACUGGUGAGAAACCGUUUCUAUGUGAUAUUUGCGGUAAAAACUUCUCCCAGUCUGGAAAUUUAACGAUGCACAAAAGAAUACAUUCGGAAGAAAGACCAUUCAAAUGCAACCAUAAAGACUGUAAAUACGCCGCGAAAACGAAAUUUUCUCUGUUAUCACAUGUCAAACGAUUACAUCCGCAUGCAAUCGCUUCUGAUAUUAUUACUAUUCCCGGAAAAAAGGCAGAAAAAGAUCAUAAAUGUGAUAAAUGCGGAAAAAAUUUUCUAUGGUUAUCUCAUUUAACAUUGCACUUGAUAUCUCAUGAAAAAAUCCGACCGUUUUCAUGUGCUAUUUGUAGGAAAACGUUCAAAUAUAAAUAUCAGUUAAAUGGACACAUGAAGAAAGUACAUCCUAAGGAAGAAACCGCAUCUUCUUCCAAAAAUAGUCAGAAAUUACCUUCACAGUCGCAUAAUAAAAUAUCAGCUGCAGUAUCAAGUGAAACACAUGACAAGUCACAGAAUGAUCAACACGAACAAUCAUCUGAAAUGGCAUUUCUAUGUGAUUUGUGCAACUUCAGGACUUGGUCAAAGGAGAAAUGGUUUAUGCAUAAACAACGUCAUGCCGAUGAAAGUAAAUUCAAGGAAUCGGCAAAAAUAUCUGACUGACAAACCUAAAGUGCGGUGUGUAUUCUCUUGAUGACAAGAAGAGGAAAAAAAAAUUAAAAUAAAAUUUUUCAAUUAAAUUUUAUAAAUUCAAAUUACAUUUUGAAAAUAUUCAGCACCAAAUUCGCCAAAUGAAUCUUAUUUAUUU